Molecule: messenger RNA, 4140 nt
Organism: Neoarius graeffei (lesser salmon catfish)
Lineage: Eukaryota; Metazoa; Chordata; Actinopteri; Siluriformes; Ariidae
Gene: tp53bp2a
Product: tumor protein p53 binding protein, 2a
Exons: 19
Coding region: 432-3719 (1095 amino acids)
Biological process (GO): regulation of apoptotic process; signal transduction
Cellular component (GO): nucleus
Molecular function (GO): p53 binding
Source: RefSeq, a predicted model, not a curated record
GCUCCGCCUCUGCACUGGGAGUCGGUGUGAGCUGAGAAACCGAGGCGGAAAAUGUCCUGGGAACACUGGAACUAUUAGAACAGUUGGAAAGUGGAGACUAACUGCGGUUUUUCCGCCUGAGUGGUUUCUCUAAAGAAGAAACGAAGAAGACGAGUGUGCUGGUAAACUUUGGUUGUGCGUUGGUUAGCUGCUGAGCUAAUGAACUUUCCCCUGAGCUCCAGGCCUGAGCGCGCACACACUGCAACAGGUCUCCUCUCACUUCCUGUCACCUUUUUCCAUCUGGUUGGUUUUUUUUUAAUAAACUCCCGGCUCAUUUAUUCCCCGGAGAAGUGAGCAGUGUGUUUUUCUGAGUGCACGACUAUCUGAGCUGACUCAGUUGGGCGGCUGCUGUAGGACAAAAGGAAAAAAUUCAGGCGUUAAAACUGGAUUAAAUGCGUUACGAAGCCAAAAUGAUGCCGAUGUUCUUGACCGUGUACCUCAGCAACAACGACCAGCAUUUCACUGAGGUGCCCAUCACCCCGGAGACGGUGUGCCGCGAUGUGGUGGAGCUCUGCAAGGAGCCAGGAGAGGUGGACUGCCACUUAGCGGAGAUGUGGAGAGGAUCAGAGCGAGCUGUAGGCGAGGGUGAGAGGAUGCUGGAGCUACUGCAGCGCUGGGGCUCACGCAAAUCAGAGGUCCGCUUCUUCCUGCGCCACGAGAGAGUUCCCAGCCGUGAGCCAGGAAAUGCCAGGAGCAUGGAACAGAGGAGGAACGGUGUAAAAGGACCCCCAGAUAGAAGGAUGGAGAAUGGGGUGGCUGCUCCACGCAUGGACAUGACUCUGGCUGAGCUGCAGGAGAUGGCGACGCGACAGCAGCAACAAAUCGAUGCGCAGCAGCAGCUGCUGGCCUCUAAGGAACAGCGCCUGCGCUACCUGAAGCAGCAAGAUCAGAUGAAACAGCAGCAGGCUUCCGAACAGGAGAAGUUACAGCGCCUCAGGGAGAACGUGGAGAAGCAGGAGGCUCGGCUCAAGAAAGUGCGUGCUCUCAAAGGCCAGGUGGAGCAGAAGCGCAUCAGCAAUGGAAAACUGGUGGAGGAAAUCGAGCAGAUGAACAACCUCUUCCAGCAGAAGCAGCGUGAGCUCGUAGUGGCAGUGUCUAAAGUGGAGGAGCUCAGCAGGCAGCUGGAGAUGCUGAAGAACGGCAAGAUGGACGCUCUACACGAUAAUCAGAGCGCUGUGGCUGAGCUUGAUCGUCUCUACAGAGAGCUACAGCUCCGGAACACCAUGAACCAGGAGCAGAACUCAAAGCUGCAGCAGCAGAGGGAGAACUUGAACAAGAAGAACCAGGAGGUGGCCACCAUGGACAAGCGGGUCAGCGAGCUCCGUGAUCGCCUGUGGAAGAAGAAAGCAGCGCUGCAGCAGAAAGAGAAUCUUCCAAAUGGCUUCCCUGUUAAGGAAAAGGCUUCAAAAGAUACCCCACCCAAGGUCUCCUCUGAUGGCCAGCCCCCCCAGUCAGGGGGUCAGUCUCGCGUGGCUGCAGUGGGGCCGUAUAUCCAGUCAUCCACCAUGCCACGCGGCCCAUCCAGACACGAUCUGCUGAAGCCCGCCUACCCUGACGGCACAACAACACUGCCACCGCAGGACAGGAGCACCAGCAUGGUGUCGGCGCCGGGCAAACCUGGCUCAGGGCUGCAAUCAACAAAGGUGCUUAAAGUGUCUGACUGGAGCUCACCUCCCACAGAUUCCAACACCAGCCAUGCUUCGUCCACUUUGCCACGGCUGCCAAGCCAAGGACCAGCAGAGCAAGCUCCAGAUGACACAGAUGUGUUGAAAAGAGGACAGCAGGACCGGAAGGCACGUCCCCUGUCCAUGUUUGAAUCCACCGAGCAGUCCACAGCCUCCUUACGCAAGAACCAGAGCAGCGAGGACCUUGCGAGAGAUGCCCAGAAUGCUGCAAAACACCCGGUCAAAGUUCCCCCUCCUGUGCCAAGCAAACCCCGACAGGUCAAUCUGCCCUUCCCAGGCGCAGGCACCUUCCCAGGAAAGGGCAAAGUGAGCAGCCAGCAGCAGCGCACACCUCUUCCACCAGCCCAGAGUAACACACUUCCCCUACCAUCCAAGCAGGAAACCCCACCGGCUGCUACUGUACGACCUUUCACCCCGGAGCCCAAGGAGCCCCCGAUGCAGAAACCUCAGACGGUGGCAGCCAGCUCCAUCUACUCCAUGUAUACAAAGCAGCCCGCAGUCGGCAAGGGCUUGCAGCAAGGCGUGCAGGGAGCACUGAACCGUUCCCACAACCGCUACAACUUUGUUAGCAUGUAUGGUAAGCCUGUGAUCACCGCAGGCCAGCAAUCCCAGUCCCCGCAAAUGGACAACCCCUAUGUGGAGCGUCCUCACGUCCCUGAAACGGAGUCCGACCAAGUCACGAACGGCACUCCAGCAACCGAGAACCAAGAGACGGAACGUAUCCCGCGGCCACUGAGCCCCACCAAGCUGCUGCCCUUCAUCUCCAACCCCUACCGCAACCAGAGCGACAUGGACCUGGAGGCGCUACGCAAGAAGCUCUGCAAUGCUCCGAGGCCCCUUAAAAAGCGUAGCUCCAUCACUGAACCCGAAGGUCCUGCCGGUCCCAACAUCCAGAAACUUCUCUACCAGAAAACCACACUGGCUGCCAUGGAAACCACAGUCAAUCCUCCUCGACCUGCAGAGGAGAACACACCGCCUGAUCCGGUCAACACCGAAGAAUCCGAGCCUCCCGAAGAGCCCCUUGCUGACCCUCUGCCACCUACAGACGUUCUGAAAAUCGAUGGCGAGGACUUCAUCCCGCCCCCACCGCCACCUCACCCAGCCCCUCGCCCUGAAGACACUGUCUUAAUCCCACCACCACCUCCUCCUCCCGAGAUCGAAGAGCAGCUCUCGUUACCUGAUGACAGCUAUAUGGAGGAAUUCCCUCCCUAUCCUCCUCCUCCUUAUCCAAGCGGUGCUGAGCAGGAAGUUCUGGGGGAUGACAUAUUAAACAUGAAACCACCAGAGGUCAUGGGACAGGUGCCUCUACCUCCAGGCAAAAGGACGAAUUUGCGCAAAGUUGGAUCAGAGCGCAUCAGCCAUAGCAUGAGGGUGAAAUUCAACCCCUUGGCUUUGCUUCUGGACUCUUCUCUGGAGGGAGAGUUUGACCUGGUGCAGAGAAUUAUCUACGAGGUUGAGGACCCCAGUCAGCCUAACGAUGAAGGGAUCACGGCUCUCCACAAUGCCGUCUGUGCCGGACACACUGAGAUCGUCAAAUUCCUCGUACAGUUUGGAGUCAACGUUAACGCUGCCGACAGCGACGGCUGGACUCCGCUGCACUGUGCCGCUUCCUGUAAUAACGUGCAGGUGUGCAAGUUCCUUGUGGAGUCUGGGGCGGCUGUGUUUGCUGCCACAUACAGCGACAUGCAGACGGCUGCGGAUAAGUGUGAGGAGAUGGAGGAGGGCUACACCCAGUGCUCACAGUUCCUCUAUGGAGUGCAAGAGAAAAUGGGUAUCAUGAACCGGGGCGUGGUAUACGCACUGUGGGACUACAUGAGUGAAGAAGAUGACGAGCUGCAGUUCCGAGAAGGAGACUGUAUGACCGUGGUGAGGAGAGAGGAUGAGGACGAGAUUGAGUGGUGGUGGGCACGCAUGGGGGACAAGGAGGGCUACAUUCCCAGGAACUUACUCGGGUUGUAUCCAAGAAUCAAGCCACGACAAAGGAGCUUGGCUUAAAUCAACCAGAAAGGGAGAGUCUGUCGGAGAUCUGUGGGAAAUGUAUUAACACACCACAGACACUGGUUCAAGACUUGGAAUCAAAUGAAGAGACCAAAACAUGAAGGAUCUUUUUUUUUAAAGAACAAAGAGAACUGAACCUCCCACUACAGACACUGAACUUUUAUAUUCUAUGGUUUCAAGUUUUCUUUGUGCUGUUGUGAGUAGAUGACCAGCUUCUUGUGAAAUUUGCUUCCGGAAUAAAACCCGAAUCGUAUUCUUUAAUUUCACUACAGUGUAGCAGUGCAGAUAUUUUGCUGGAGCCUUGUCUUUGUUACAUGUCAGUUUAUGUAGUCUUGUCUUUUUUUUUUGAUACACACGUGCACACAGAGGGCUUGAAUAAUUCUGUUAAUUUACCAAAUCAAUAAACUGUCAAUGCACA